AUGCCGAGCCAGCCUUUGGCCGGCCAGCCCAAACAGCACCGUGGCAUCCUUCUCCCAGAGCUGCUGCAGGGUCUCCAGCUGGCCUGGAUCAUCCUCACCUCUUCCUCCGCUCCUGGUCCAGCCUUCCUCAGCCCCAGGGUGCGGCCUCGGGGGCUGGAGCAUCUGAGCCCCCCACUUCUCCAGGAGGAGCCCCAGAAAGACUCUCGGAGGGUGCACCGGCGAGAUGUCCUUGAAAAUGCUGAAGUUGAGCCCGAGGAGCUGGAGGACACCUCCCAGGUGAUUCUCUUCCCUUCCACAGACGUGCCCUGUGAGCCCACGCAGCCGGACAAGCUGCUGGAGGAAGAAGGGAUUUUCACCUACCUCUUCCAGCCCUCGGUGCACACCCUGAGCCGCGCGGUGACCUCUGCCCAGCUCUGGUUUUACACCGGCCCCUCAGCCGCCCCCAACCACUCGGCCCCCGACGUGCUGACCCUGUCACCGCAGGGCCGUGUCUCGGUGACGGCCACGGUGGUGCGGACACCCGAGCACUGGACAGUGUUUCACUUCGCCCCGGCGCUGCUGCCCCAGCUCUCGCAGCCGCUCUUCGUGCUCCUGGUGCGCUGUCCUGGCUGCCCCUGCCUGGCUGAGGAGGACAAGAUGCCCUUCUUGGUGGCCACCACCCGGGCCAAGGGUGGCGAGAGGGCUCGCCGCUCCGCCAUGCCCUGGUCCCCGGCUGCCCUCAGCCUGCUGCAGCGCCCGUCUGAGGACCUGGCCGCCCACACCAACUGCCGCAGGGCUUCCCUCAACAUCUCCUUCGAAGAGCUGGGCUGGGACAAGUGGAUCGUGCAUCCCAGCAGCUUCGUUUUCCACUACUGCCACGGGAGCUGUGCCGAGGGCCACGGGCUGAGCCACCGCCUGGGCGUGCAGCUCUGCUGCGCUGCCCUGCCCGGCACCAUGCGCUCCCUGCGCGUCCGCACCACCUCCGACGGCGGGUACUCCUUCAAGUACGAGACGGUGCCCAACAUCCUGGCCCAGGACUGCACCUGUGUCUAG
Messenger RNA from Egretta garzetta (little egret), 1032 nucleotides. RefSeq names its product inhibin subunit alpha (gene INHA). Lineage: Eukaryota; Metazoa; Chordata; Aves; Pelecaniformes; Ardeidae. The coding region runs from base 1 to 1032 and encodes 343 amino acids. Gene Ontology annotation, cellular component: extracellular region. Gene Ontology annotation, molecular function: growth factor activity; cytokine activity. The record is from RefSeq and is a predicted model, not a curated record. The transcript is spliced from 4 exons. Gene Ontology annotation, biological process: SMAD protein signal transduction.